AUGAAUGUCUCGGCGACGCUCAGUGUUUUCAGCUUACUACGAAAACCCUCGCUAUGUCUACCUCAUGCUACUGUUCCUACCUUUGAUCGCGUACCAAUUUCUAUAGCUACAGCUCUAACCGCCGCCAAUGGAGGUCAGAGACCUGAUAUCAGAGCUAUUGUACUUGACAAAGAUAAUUGUUUUGCCAAACCCAAAGAAAGUAGUAUCCAUAGCCCAUACAAAAAACAUUUUGAAUCUCUUCGCAAGAUGUUCCCUGGCGCUCGUGUGUUGAUCGUCAGCAACUCGGCCGGCACACAAGAUGACCCCGAGGGGAAAGAAGCCAAACUCCUGGAACAGGCCACGGGGGUCAAUGUUUUUAAGCAUUCGACAAAGAAGCCUGGAUGUGGCCCUGAUGUAUUUAGGCACUUACAGAAUAUUCCAAAGAUUCGGGUGGAACAUCCAGGUCAGAUUGCUGUAGUUGGGGAUAGGCUCUUCACAGACAUAAUCAUGGCAAGUACGAUGGGCUCUUGGUCGAUUUGGAUCGAGGAUGGCGUUGUAAAGAAUGAUGGGAUUUUCUCGAGGAUAGAGAAAGGGUUGCUGGGUUUUCUGAUCCGACGCGGCUUCAAGGCUCAAAUCCCAAAGAGUGAUUGA
Molecule: messenger RNA, 630 nt
Organism: Letharia columbiana
Lineage: Eukaryota; Fungi; Ascomycota; Lecanoromycetes; Lecanorales; Parmeliaceae
Exons: 3
Coding region: 1-630 (209 amino acids)
Molecular function (GO): phosphatidylglycerophosphatase activity
Source: RefSeq, a predicted model, not a curated record